Messenger RNA from Pelmatolapia mariae (spotted tilapia), 3603 nucleotides. RefSeq names its product scavenger receptor cysteine-rich type 1 protein M160-like. The transcript is spliced from 15 exons. Gene Ontology annotation, molecular function: serine-type endopeptidase activity. NCBI's taxonomy places the organism in Eukaryota, Metazoa, Chordata, Actinopteri, Cichliformes, Cichlidae. Gene Ontology annotation, biological process: zymogen activation. Gene Ontology annotation, cellular component: plasma membrane. The record is from RefSeq and is a predicted model, not a curated record.
AUGGAUCACUUGGUGGUUCUGAUGGUGAUGCUGCUGUUGAGCUCAGACCCUGACGUCAGGGUGGUAGGCGAAGCCAGUCGCUGUGCUGGCACAGUGGAGGUGAAAAAUAUGGGAGAAUAGAGAGCAGUGCACGGUGUUGGCUGGACUCUGAGGCAAGCAGCUGUUUUCUGUAAACAUCUGGGCUGUGGCUCUGCUAUUUCUGUAAGAAAGAAAAUGGUGUCUCUAAGGACUGUGUGGGAGCUCAUACAUGACUGUGUUCAGUCUGCAUUUGCUUUGAGAGAAUGUGCAACAUCAUCGGUCUCUGACAAUACCCUGGAUCUCACCUGCUUAGAGUCUGUCAGACUGAUGAAUGGGACCAGUCUGUGUUCAGGGAGACUGGAGGUGAAGUCUGACCAGAGCUGGUCCUCAGUGUGUGAAGCUGACUUUGACCAGCAGGAUGCAGAGGUGGUCUGUAGGGAACUUGGUUGUGGGUCUCCGUCAGUUGUCCAGGGGGGCCUCUAUGGAGAAGAGGAGUCUCCAUUGUGGAGCAAAGAGUUCCAGUGUGGAGGCCUCGAGUCUGCUCUAAUGGAGUGUAAGAAAUCAGGUUCAGUUACAAGCAGCUGCUCACACAACAAAGUUGUUGGACUCACCUGUGCAGAGCCUGUUAAGAUGGAAGGAGGACCCAAUCGCUGUGCAGGUAAUUUGAAGGUGAAACAAGGAGAAUGGAAAAAUGUGGAUGGCUUUUUUAUGAUGCUGAAGGAAGCUGCUAUAGUCUGUCAACAUCUGGACUGUGGCUCUGCGCUUAGCAUAGACCUUACCAGGUCCUCAGAUAGCUCUGGAUGCAGGAUCGAUUUUGACUGUGUUAAGUCAGGAUUUUCUCUGAAGGAAUGUGCAGUGUCACUGACGGAAUACGACUCUUACUCCAUCCUGAAACUCACCUGUUCAGAUUCUGUCAGACUGCAGAAUGGAGCCAAUCUGUGUUCAGGCAGGCUGGAGGUGAAUAACCAGUUUAACCCGAGCUGGUCCUCAGUGUGUGAAACUGAUUUUGACCAGCAGGAUGCAGAGGUGGUCUGUAGGGAACUUGGUUGUGGGCCUCCUUCAGUCCUCAAGGGGGGGCUGUACGUAGAAGAGGAGACUACAGUGUGGAGCAAAGAGUUCAAAUGUGAAGGCCAUGAGCCCUCUCUCCUGGACUGCAGAAGCACAGAGACAGCAAGAACCAACUGCUCUCCUGGCAAAGCUGUUGCACUCACUUGCUCAGACCCCGAUGAUGUCAGGUUAGUGGAUGGAGCCAGUCACUGUACAGGAAAACUGGAAGUGAACCACUUGGGUGAGUGGGACCCAAUGUGUGGUUCUUCCUGGACCCUGAAGGAAACAGCAAUUAUCUGUGAAAGGCUGGGCUGUGGCUCUGCUGUUUCUGCAAUUGCAGGAAUGGAGACUUUUUCCAGAUAUUGGUGGGAGAUCAACUCUGAGUGUUUCAUGUCUGGAUCUGCUCUGAGGGAAUGCUUAGAACCACGUUACAAUGCAUACCUCAUGUAUCUCACCUGUUCAGACUCUGUCAGGCUGAUGAAUGGGACCGGUCUGUGUUCAGGCAGACUGGAGGUGAAGUCUGACCAGUCUAACCCAAGCUGGUCCUCAGUGUGUGAAGCUGACUUUGACCAGCAGGAUGCAGAGGUGGUCUGUAGGGAACUUGGUUGUGGGCCUCCUUUAGUCCUCCAGGGGGGACUCUAUGGAGAAGUGGUGGCUCCAUUGUGGAGCAAAGAGUUCCAGUGUGGAGGCAAUGAGUCUGCUCUCCUGGACUGUAGGAGCUCAGGCUCAGCUGGAAGCAGCUGCUCACCUGGCAAAGCUGUUGGACUCACCUGCUCAGAUCCUGAAUAUGUCAGGUUGGUGGGAGGAACCAGUCGCUGUGCAGGUAAACUGGAGCUGAAACAUCUGGGAGUCUGGAUGCAAACUGAUGUUAUUGGCUAUGAUUGGACCCUGAAGGAAGCAGCUGUUCUCUGUGAGCAUCUGGACUGUGGUGCUGCCAUUUCAGUAGAACAGAGAAAGGAGUUCCCAAACAGUUCUAAGUGGAAGAUCAUACCUGACUGUUUUCCAUCUGGACGUUCUUUGUGGGAGUGUGUUGAACGUUCCUGGCAGUCCUAUAAUAUCCUUUUUCUCAGCUGCUUAGACUCUGUCAGGCUGAUGAAUGGAACCAGUCUGUGUUCAGGGAGACUGGAGAUGAAGUCUGACCAGUCUAACCCAAGCUGGUCCUCAGUGUGUGAAGCUGACUUUGACCUGCAGGAUGCAGAGGUGGUCUGUAGGGAGCUUGGCUGUGGGUCUCCUUCAGCCCUACAGGGGGGGCUCUAUGGAGAAGUGGAGGCUCCAUUGUGGAGCAAAGAGUUCCAGUGUGGAGGCAAUGAGUCUGCUCUCCUGGACUGUAGAAGGUCAGGCUCAGCUAGAAGCAGCUGUUCACCUGGCAAAGCUGUUGGACUCACCUGCUCAGAGCCUGUCAGGCUGGUGGGAGGAGCCAGUCGCUGUGCAGGUAAAGUGGAGGUGAAACACGCACACUGGAGACCAGUCUAUGGCUAUGACUGGACCCUGAAGGAAGCUGCUGUGGUCUGUGAACAUCUGGACUGUGGCUCAGCUGUUUCUGUAGGACAGAGAGAGGACUCCGCUGAGAGAUCUGUGUGGUGGAUCAAAUCUGACUGUGUUCAGUCUGGCUCCUCUCUGAGGAAGUGUGCAAUAUCAUUUUCAUCAUUCUUCAUCCUGGAUCUCACCUGCUCAGACUCUGUCAGGCUGAUGAAUGGGACCAGUCUGUGUUCAGGGAGGCUGGAGGUGAAGUCUGACCAGUCUGAACUGAGCUGGUCCUCAGUGUGUGAAGCUGACUUUGACCUGCAGGAUGCAGAGGUGGUUUGUAGGGAGCUUGGCUGUGGGUCUCCUUCAGCCCUACAGGGGGGGCUCUAUGGCGAAGAGGAAAAUCCAGUGUGGAGCAAAGAGUUCCAGUGUGGAGGCCAUGAGUCUGCUCUCCUGGAGUGUAGGAGCUCAGACUCAACCAGAGGCAGCUGCUCACCUUGCAAAGCUGUUGGACUCACCUGCUCAGACUCUGUCAGGCUGAUGAAUGGUACCAGUCUGUGUUCAGGGAGACUGGAGGUGAAGUCUGACCAGUCUAACCCAAGCUGGUCCUCAGUGUGUGAAGCUGACUUUGACCUGCAGGAUGCAGAGGUGGUCUGUAGGGAGCUUGGCUGUGGGUCUCCUUCAGCCCUACAGGGGGGGCUCUAUGGAGAAGUGGAGGCUCCAUUGUGGAGCAAAGAGUUCCAGUGUGGAGGCCAUGAGUCUGCUCUCCUGGACUGUAGAAGGUCAGGCUCAGCUAGAAGCAGCUGCUCACCUGGCAAAGCUGUUGGACUCACCUGCUCAGAGCCUGUCAGGAUGGUGGGAGGAGCCAGUCGCUGUGCAGAUGAAACAGCUCUUAGCGUCAGAGUGGUCGUCCUGCCGCUGAUUCUGCUGUUGGAGAAUAUCGUCCUGUAUUUCUACUGGAAGGCCCGCAGGGGGCAUAUGCUGAGGAGACAGGAGACCAGUGGGCUGAUUGACUCUAACCUCGGUGUUUGUGCAUCUCCAGAAGGUCAAAAUGAGACCUCUACAUCAGCGUGA